UUUUACUUGAAUUUUGCAUCUCUGUUUUGCAUGGUUUUUCUGAAUGCAUAUUCAAUAUUGGCUCUGUAGUUUCAGAUUUGUACUUAAAUAACGCAACCUCAUCAGCUUCAUCCUGGUUCGCGAAUAUUUAUUAAAAUCAAAUGAGUUAACCGGCGUGUACUGUGUCUUUAAAAUUGACGAACCUCGACGCCUUUAUAAGGAAGGGAUGGAGUUGACAUGGAAGCGUGCUAUAUUGAGAUUUUUCCAAGGUUUUAAGGACUUAGGUAAUCAUGAUUUACAUCAUAUAUACUCUCAGUCUGCUGAUAAGCGUUACUUUUUCAGGGGUCGAAUAUUCAGGCUUUGCAUGUGAAAGGAAGGCAUCAGCACGUUCAAUGGGAAGUCCUUUACGCAGUGGAAAUUCCAGAAAGUCUAAUGAGACAAUGAAGUUCACUGUAACAGUUUUUCUUGGAGUUGUUUUUGGCUUCCUUCUGGGAAUUUCGUUUCCAACACUCUCAUUAGCUAAGAUAACUCUCCGAUCUGGCCUUUUCCCAUCAAUUGAUCUCACAAAGAUUGAGGACGACGGUUAUUCACGUAUUUCAACCGAAGGAAUUUGGGAUGCGUGGGCUUCUUUUAGCGGUGACAGAAGCAUUUUUAAUGGAAUUCAAAAAUAUGACGAGGCCAAUAUAUGGGUUCCCACAAAUCCUCGAGGGGCUGAAAGGUUACCCCCUGAUAUAGUCAAAUCUGAGUCAGAUCUUUAUCUUCGUCGAUUAUGGGGUCAGCCCGUGGAGGACCUAGCCAUCGAAACAAGGUAUCUUGUAACUUUCACUGUUGGUUAUGAUCAGAAAGACAAUAUUGAUGCCGCAGUGAAAAAGUUCUCCAAGAACUUCACCAUUGUUUUGUUUCACUAUGAUGGUCGGACUAGUGAGUGGGACCAGUUUGAGUGGUCCAAGCGGGCGAUCCAUAUAAGUGCUCCGAAGCAAUCUAAAUGGUGGUUUGCUAAACGCUUUCUGCAUCCUGACAUCGUGGCACCCUAUGACUACGUCUUCAUUUGGGACGAGGAUCUUGGCGUGGAGCAUUUUGAUGCAGAGGAGUACUUGAAAUUAGUUAGGAAACAUGGUUUGGAGGUUUCACAGCCUGGUCUUGAUUCGGAUAGAGAUAUUACAUGGCAGAUGACAAAGAGAAGAGAUGAUAGCGAAGUCCACAAGAAUGCUGAGGAGAGAGAUGGUUGGUGUCCUGAUCCGCAUUUGCCACCUUGUGCUGCAUUUGUUGAAAUCAUGGCUCCUGUAUUCUCCAGAGAUGCAUGGCGUUGUGUGUGGCAUAUGAUACAGAAUGACCUAAUUCAUGGAUGGGGUCUAGAUUUUGCUCUCAGAAGAUGUGUGGACCCUCCCCAUCAGAAAAUAGGAGUAGUAGAUACUCAGUGGAUUGUUCAUCAAGGCAUUCCUUCGCUUGGGGAUCAGGGGCAAGCACAGGGCGAGAAGGCUCCAUGGGAAGGGGUGAGAGCGAGGUGCCAUGCAGAAUGGGAAAUGUUCAGAGACAGAAUGGGUAAUGCAGAGACGGCCUAUUUUCAGGCACUACAAAGCGGUUCCUCUAACUCCUCGGCUAGUUAGGGUCAUGCACUGAUGUCUUAGCCAAAAAAGCGAGUUUAGCUUUUUAGAAUUUCUACAAGCUAGUCAUUUUGACCUAGUAGCUUGAGCUAUAUUGUUAGGGAUUCCUUAGUGCAUUCCUUUAUGAUGAUAGGAAACUAUAUAUAUAUAUAUAUAUAUAUUAUGCUAAUGAUAUCAUUUUUAGAGUGUCAUGUAAAUCCUCCAAAGCUACAAUUGUUACAUUCUUAUGAUACGUGGCGUUCAAAUCAACCCCUCUAGUCUCUGAAAAAACUCCACUUCAGCUCCUAAAAGUAAGGACAGGAGGGAAUAUCGUAACCGGGGGGGUGGGGGGAAGCCAAAACGACUUCUUAAAAAAAAAAAAAAACGAAAGAAAAUGUCGCAACGACGAUCCGCCCAGAGCGUCGAAUGCAAAAUAAGAGCAUAAAUACCAAUUCCCGCGCUCCCGUAUUUUUGAACUCCUCAUUCUCUACCUCCACUCCUGGAACUUGGAAUCUUGCUAUACAAUUGUCUGGUAUGGGUUCGGCCCCACAAUAUCAGGAAGAUGAGGACUGGGAGCUCUAUAACGACGAUGGCUUUGUGUUCAAGCGCAAGAAGCGACAUCUUGACCCCACAGUAACUGUGCCUCAUCCAUCCUCCACUUCAGACGCGGAUCAGUUUCAGGAGGCAGCGCAGAAGCAGCGGAGAGAGCGUAAGAGGAAUACCCUCCUGAAGCUGAAAACUAGGUACCUCUCAGAGAUCCAUCUCUGGGAUUUCUUGUCCGCCACAUUGCGCUCACUGGAAGAGACCGCCCUUGAGUAUAGAAGGCAACAAGAGCAGGCGAGGCCCUUAGCGUUAGAUUCUGUUGGUGAAUCUGUGCUAGAUGACGUUCUCUUGCAGGUGCAAGCCCAAGAAGCGAUAAUUCAUAAUAUAUCAAAUUUAUGCGACGUAGCGGAAGCAAUAUGCCACAAACAAGAGCAACAGUUUAAACAGACAGUGUUUAAUCUUCCCAUCUGGGCUUCACCAGUUGAGCUCAUGGAAUUGCUAUGCUUAUGUGAUGAUUAAAUUAGUACUUUUACCGUGCUGGAUCCUCUUGGUAAUGAUUGAGAAUCUGAGAGAUCGGCCUUCUACUGUUAACAAGAUCUUGAUCAGUUUCGUUAUUUCUAUUUUCUGAUAUGAUCAUACUCUGCACUGAGUUAAUGUGGGGGCUCACCACUGUGCCAGAGUAGUAAAUAUUGUUAGUUUGAUUACACCUUAGACGAACACUGGAGUGACCAUCUGAUGGAUGGAAAGUAGGCAACGGUGAACUCCUCGGAAGGAUGAGAAGAAAGUUUCUCUGAAGCCUUCAAGGAAGAACAAAGAUUUAAUUCUGUAGUAUUGUAUAGGUAACUUACAGGCAAGGCUGUCAUUUCUCAUUGUA
This is a messenger RNA of Prosopis cineraria, 2979 nucleotides long. RefSeq lists its product as uncharacterized. The transcript is spliced from 15 exons. Bases 270 to 1586 code for a protein of 438 amino acids. NCBI's taxonomy places the organism in Eukaryota, Viridiplantae, Streptophyta, Magnoliopsida, Fabales, Fabaceae. The record is from RefSeq and is a predicted model, not a curated record.